GGCUCAGUCGGUUUUGGAACAACAAUGCAGGCGGACGCGUUUGUAGCUGGCUAAAACACUAAACUAACGGCCGCUAACUAAGGCUAGAACGCGUUCGUAGUGAUCGUAGUCGCUCGAAAUAACAACAACAACAAGAACAACGAAUAUCAUAACAAUAUCAGCUGAAACAACGUCCGAAAAAUCGACAGCAACAACAAAACGGAAGUGAAAAAUUCGCGUUUUUUCACACAACAUUUUUACAUUUUCCGCCCGUUAGACACAAUUGUCUAAGCCCCCACAAAAGGCCCCUAUUGUGAGGCACUUGUCCCGUUCUAUUCGAAUCCGAUCCGCUCCGCUCCGAUCCGAACCCAUUCCCGUCCCGCCGGACCGAUCCUCAGUCCGUAUUUUGUGGAUCGGUCAAACAGUCGACGGUCGACGGGCUCUCCCAUGUAUUUCGGAAAUGAAAUUAGAAAUUGAAAACAGCUCAUUGGCGAAUUGGCAUCAUCCGUGGAUAUGGCUGCAAACGGUUUUCAAAUCGAUUCCACCCAACCUGAUGGUGCGAUGGCGGAACAACACUGACGCCAUGAUCGAAGCCCAGUACCCGACCGCUGGAGAAUUCGAAUACAUGGAGUGUGGACCAUCACCGCCGGCGGAGAGUGCGCCGAGCAUGUACGACAGCUUCGAGGAGCCAACCAGCGAGCUGAGUGUCCAAAUAUGCAACGACACGCUCCGGAUCAGUCUUAUCGAUCAGAUGAAGAGUGCCGCCGGCCGUGUGCGCCUCUUCGAGGAUAUCGAGCAGGGCAACGUGGUAGCCGAGAGCAUCCGGACACACUUCGAGUCCGCCUCGAAGCUGGAGAAGAAUCUCAGCUACCUGUGGGCCGCUUACCUCAAGCGCUGGGAUCUGAUCGAAAGUCUGCUGGAGGCCGGAGCCGAGCUCCACUUUUGCGAUCAGAAUGGCAUAUCCGCCCUGCAUCUGGGCGCCUUCAGUGGCUGCCUGGCCACGCUGGGCCUCCUGGUGGCCAAGGGCCUGAAUGUCAAUUUGCAGUCCAAGUGCUACACGCCCUUGCAUUGCGCCGCCUUCGGAAAUGCGGCUGAGGCGGCCAAGUUCCUGAUCAACAAUGGAGCCGAUAUAGCCAAGGACACUAAUAAACCAAAUUGCGAGGAGAGCCUCUUGCACUGCGCGGUGAGAUCCAAUGCCCUGGAGUGUUUGCAGAUCUUCAUUGGCGAGGGCGCCGACGUGAACUCGCUCAAGCCGAAUGGCACCAAUGCCAUUCACCUGGCCGCCGAUCUGGGCAACCUCCAGUGCCUGGAAGCUCUGCUGAAUGCCCCCAAUGCGGAUGCCAAUGUGCGAAUCUGCAUUCGCGAGAAGGAGUCCACAGCCUUGCAUCUGGCAGCAGAUGAGGGCAAUGUGGAGUGCGUGGACCUGCUGCUGGCAAAGGGUGCCGAUGCCAAGCUAAAGAACCACCGAGGUUUCACGCCCCUCCACCUGGCGGCCAGAACCUCCAGCUUGGAGUGCGUCGAGUCUCUGCUGAGGAACGGCAAUGCCGAUGCCAAUGCCGAGGACUUUGAUCAUCGCACUCCCCUCCAUGCGGCAGUUGGAAAGUCGGAGAAUGCCUACGACAUUAUGGAGACCCUUAUCCAGUGGGGAGCGAAUGUCAACCACAAGGACAUCUAUGGGUUUACAGCUCUCCACUUGGCUGCAUUGGACGGUUUGGUGCAGUGCGUGGAGAUGCUGAUAUUCCACGGGGCGGAUGUAACCACCAAGAGCAAGAAGGGAACCUCUGCGCUGAACGUGAUCACUCGGAAGACGCCAGCUUCGGUGGCCAUGAUCCGGCAGAAGCUGGACGCGGCCAUCACGCUGCACCACUCGCAGGAUCCUGUGAAUCGUGAGGUGGAGCUGGAGCUAGACUUCCGUCAGCUGUUGCAGCACUGUCAUCCGCGCGAGAUCAGCUACCUGAACACCUUUGUCGACGAGGGCCAGAAGGAGAUCCUGGAGCACCCGCUCUGCUCCUCGUUCCUGUACAUCAAGUGGGGCAAGAUCCGCAAGUACUACAUCGGCAGGCUGAUCUUCUGCUUCAGCUUUGUGCUCUUCCUUACACUCUACGUGCUGACAGCUCUGGCCCACAAUUGCUACAAUGGCAGCAAGGACGACAACACGACUAUCCAGGCGCAGGAGCUGUGCCAGAAGCAGUCCAUCCUGGGAGAUAUGCUGAGGAACAAUCCAUUUGUGAUGGAGAUGCAGUGGUGGGUGCUGGUUGCCAUCACCAUAGUCGAGAUAUUUCGGAAACUUUACGGGAUAACGGGCUACUCCUCGUUUCGACACUACGUGACGCAGGUGGAGAACAUCAUGGAGUGGUUUGUGAUCACCAGCGUCUUUGUUAUAUCCUAUAUCUACACCAAGCAGACGUACACGUUCCAAAAUCACAUAGGCGCCUUUGCGGUGCUCCUGGGCUGGACGAACCUGAUGCUUAUGAUUGGACAGCUUCCGGUUUUCGAUGUCUACGUGGCCAUGUAUACGAGGGUCCAGGGAGAAUUCGCGAAGCUAUUCAUGGCCUACUCUUGCAUGCUUAUCGGGUUCACCAUCAGUUUUUGUGUGAUCUUCCCUUCGUCGUCGUCGUUUGCCAAUCCAUUUAUGGGAUUCAUUACGGUGCUCGUGAUGAUGAUCGGUGAACAGGACUUGUCGCUAUUGAUUAACGAUCCCGAUGGCAAAGAUCCACCAUUUCUCCUGGAGGUUAGUGCACAGAUCACCUUCGUGCUGUUCCUACUCUUUGUGACCAUCAUCCUGAUGAACCUGCUGGUGGGCAUAGCAGUGCACGAUAUCCAGGGAUUAAAGAAGACGGCGGGAUUAUCGAAGCUAGUGCGUCAGACCAAGCUGAUAAGCUACAUAGAAUCGGCAUUAUUUAAUGGCUAUCUGCCCACAUGGCUGCGCAAUUUGCUCCACUACACAGCGCUGGUUUCACCCCAGGCAUACCGAGUGGUUUUAUGUGUCAAGCCGCUAAAUCCCAGCGAGAAGCGAUUGCCCAGAGACAUCCUAAUGAAGGCGUACGAAGUGGGCAAGAUGCGGAAACACUUUGGGCACACAGUGUCCUCUAAGAAUCCCGCGGAGAACUAUCUGUCGUACAAGAACAAGUACAACAAUAACAAUGGCUGCGCCACUACGGGCUACGUUCUGCCCGAUGCUGACCCAGACGCCGGCCAGUUCACAACGCUGACGACCAAAAUCGACGACAAUGCGGACCGGAUCGAGUUCCUCACCCAGGAGAUCCAGGAGCUGAAGCAGGCGCUCAUUUCGCAGCAGCAGCAGGCCAGCAAAGUGAUCGAUAAGCUGCUGAUUGUUAUAUCCAAUCAGCAAAAGCAGAAUCUGCGCAAGUAGCAGUAGCAUUUAGUGCACACUCCGUAUUGGAAUAUUUAUAAACCAGAGUUAGCUCUUUCCUAGACGUAAGGCGACGACGGGUGGGUAAGACCCCGUAAAAACCAGAACACUGUUGAUAUUAUACCGUAGCAGCGAGUUGUAGUUAAAGAAAUUUUGAUAUCGAUGCGCCUGGCGCCCUAUACAUACGCUAUAUAGCCAUAUACAACACCAUACUAUUAUCCGUAAAUAUAUUACUAUAACUAGUGAUUAGUUAAAUUAGUGGCGAGCAGUUGGCAGGAUUGAUUUGUGGCUGGUUUCAGGCUGUGUUGUUUUGGCGUUGUCGUCAGAGAAUCGUGUACAUCAUACAUAAUAAUUUAAUGCAAAUUUAUAUUCUUAAUAAAGUAUAUGCUAUAUCUAUUGUUAUGAA
Messenger RNA from Drosophila kikkawai, 3758 nucleotides. RefSeq names its product water witch (gene wtrw). Gene Ontology annotation, molecular function: monoatomic ion channel activity; protein binding. Gene Ontology annotation, cellular component: membrane. Gene Ontology annotation, biological process: transmembrane transport; monoatomic ion transport. The record is from RefSeq and is a predicted model, not a curated record. Lineage: Eukaryota; Metazoa; Arthropoda; Insecta; Diptera; Drosophilidae.